CGAGCGGGGAUCUCGAGGGUUGUGUGGCCUGUGUGCAUCUGCUUCGGUUUUGCCACCUUGACGGCUUAGGGCCCAAGAGGGUAGAGAAAUGCGCAUUAGCGAGUCAAGUGGUUACAAGCCAUCCCUACCAGAUCAGGCAUCGGUCACCAAACUCUUCUUCCCGAGCCUAACCUCCCAUCCCAACGUCACGCGACGGGACGCCUGGACGGGGAGUGUUAAGUGUACCACCCAGAGCCCUCGUACAGGCUGUCACACCUGGAUUCCCAGGCUCUUUAUCACACGAUGUUCCCAUGUGCAGGGGGUCAGAUGCGCGACUCGAACCGACCCGAACCGAAUUAAUCCAGAACUGAGAUGGGGGUUGGACAGAAGAGAGAUUCUGGUGCAAGUUCGUGGCGCUGAAAGCCCAGAUCUCUCCCCUUGGAUCGGAGGGUGGCAGGGCAGCAGGGCAGGGCCAUCUGGAGUUGUUUGUCUGCUCGUUUCGCCACGUCAUAAUGUGAGGGAAGAUCGCUCGCACUUUGCCCACAGACACACUUUCUACCCGAGCGAGCACAGACAGGUCGGGAGGUGAACCUGGUUCUGUGCCUCCUUCUUCCUUAGGGCCAAGCCACUGAACCACCACCCCAGGCCAAUCGCUCUGUCAUCCCGCCAUGGAUGCAUUACCGACUGUUUCCGACAGCCACGCCAGCCCCAAAACGGGCGAGGAUGUUGUGAUGGGCUGACCCAGGGCGCCUGCUCAUAGGCCCCCCUGUCGUCACGUGACCGUAACCGUAUGCGGGCUGAUCGAUGAUCCCAGUUAGCAUGGCGAGCUUCCCGUCUUGCUCUUCCCGUUGCCGGCGGUAAACUAAUACUGUU
Aspergillus welwitschiae is the source of this 852-nucleotide messenger RNA. RefSeq lists its product as uncharacterized. Bases 89 to 568 code for a protein of 159 amino acids. Lineage: Eukaryota; Fungi; Ascomycota; Eurotiomycetes; Eurotiales; Aspergillaceae. The transcript has a single exon. The record is from RefSeq and is a predicted model, not a curated record.